Molecule: messenger RNA, 2588 nt
Organism: Dacryopinax primogenitus
Lineage: Eukaryota; Fungi; Basidiomycota; Dacrymycetes; Dacrymycetales; Dacrymycetaceae
Product: P-loop containing nucleoside triphosphate hydrolase protein
Exons: 3
Coding region: 99-2540 (813 amino acids)
Biological process (GO): ribosome biogenesis
Cellular component (GO): nucleus
Molecular function (GO): nucleic acid binding; ATP binding
Source: RefSeq, a predicted model, not a curated record
GCCUAUUCCUUUUCACCUCGUGUCCUUCGCAGCUUCUGCUUCACUCUUUAUCCCGGUCAUGGUUGCAUACUGCAUCUCCAUGUUUGGCCCAGUCGAAAAUGAACCGUACUGUACGAUUGGCACGGGAAGCUGGCGGUGGUCAAACACGAUAUAAAGGACGUCCUUUAAGAGGGCAAAAUUCGCCUGAAGGCAGUACCUCGCGAGCCCCCAGAGGAUCUCGCACUCCACCUUCUUCCUCUCGCUUUCCACGCAAAUCCGAUUCCUCUAGGUCGGACCGCAGGCCAGAAUCCCGUCUCUCUCCCCAUUCAGGCUCAACUCCCUCUGGUUCGGACCGUAAUCUCUCCCGAUUGCCUCGUCGCACUUCUGAGGGAUCAGACCGCAACCUAUCUCGCUUCCCUCGUCGCACGCCAGAAUCGGAUGACAAGUUUCGCCGUGUCUAUGAGAAGAACAUGUAUUCUCGGACGAAGGUCGGGCAUUCGAGAGUGUAUGUCAACCGAGAGGUGAAGGAUAAGAUGUACGGUAGAACGACCAAGGCAAGGGAGGUCGAGUCGGAUACCCAGGAACGGAGAUCGCGGAAGUGGGAAGAGGGAGGCUCAAGGGAACGAGCAAGGGGCAGGGAGAUCGAUUCGGGCAACCUGGAGCGGAGAUCCGGAAGGAGAGACGUGGGAGCUUCUAGGGAACGAGGUGAUCAUUCGAGGGGCAGGGAGGCUACGAUGGAUACCCAGGAGCGAAGACUAGGGAGCAAGGAAGAAUACAGAGAGCGACGGGAGAGGCGAAGGAACAGAGAAGAUGAGGACGCUGCUCUGCCUACCGCCGGACCAGCAGAUACCAAAGUGCGACCUUUUACAGCCUAUUCACCGCCUCUAUCUCCCGGACUCUUGCAAUCCGUCACUGAGCUACUCGGUACCAACCCGCCAUCCCCGAUCCAGACCUUGUCACUCAACUACUUCUUCCCUCAAAACCGCAAGUCGAACCCACGUACGAAAAAGAGUAGCGAGACCCUUCUCGGAGCGGAGACGGGUUCAGGGAAAACGCUUGCAUACCUGUUGCCCGUGUUGCAGAGCUUGAAGGAGACGGAACAGACCGAGGACAAGGGUGAUGGCAAACAAAGGUUCAACUCUCCCCGCGCACUCAUCCUUGCUCCAACACACGAGCUGUGCCGCCAGCUCGCGGCGAGCGUCAAACAGCUUACGCAUAUAGACAAGCUCCGCACGGUCUGUUUCUCCAACCCGAUCCCCAAGGGUCGCAAGCGGGCGACCGCUAACGAUGAGUCGUUGUACGACGAGGAUGUCACGCCCGAAGACUACGAGGCGCAGCAUGGAUUCCUCAGACCCGCAGACGUGGUCGUUGGUACACCGAGCAAGAUGUUGGAAAUGUUUAGGCUGAGUGAUUCUGUUGAGGAGAAGCUGGACGAACAGGGUGAAGUUGUCAUCAAAGCUGAUUAUGGAGAGAGUAAGGGGCUCGACAGGGUACAAUGGGUCGUCGUCGACGAGGCGGAUGUGUCAUUUGGAAAGAACUUCAGACCCGCAACGAGGGCCCUGUUACAUUUUGUCAGGGAGGCUAGGUUGAAAGCCCUCGGACGAAGCAAAGCACCUGAUAAAGAACCUGUCCCCCAAGACGAGAUCACUACACCAGAAGUGCAGGUCAUAGAGGCAGAGUCAGCAGAGAAGGAAUAUACGAAUGUCACGCCAACAGUGACAGAUGUUCCACCUCCUGUAUCAACCGAGGACACUUCAGCUGCUCCUGCAGAGAAGCCUACGACGACCACCAAGGUUGACCCUACCAAAGCAUUCACUGCCCCGCCCUUCAACCUCGUUCUCUCCACUGCAACGGUUUCCUCUUCGCUCGGGACGCAGCUGGCCGUCUACCACCCUCGAAUGAUCCAGCUGCUCUCUCCCAACCUGCACAAGCUGCCCGCGACGCUCAGAACAGAACAUGUCUCCUGGUCCGGCGGCAACCGCACCGCCGAUGUCGCGGCCAAGAUCUUCUCUAUCUGGACGCAGGAAGCGCGUGCCAUGCGGCUUGAGACGGGGAAACGGUACACCUCUAUGGACAGGAGCAAGAUCCUUAUUUUCUGCAACACAGCUUCCCAUGCUGAAAAGCUGGGGCGCGAGCUAGGGGAGAAGAGCAUCUCGACCUUUGUACUUACGAGCGAGAGCACGUUGCGCAGACACGGGAGCAACAAGCACCUUGAAGGCUUCUUGAAAGUCGCCGACAAGGCGGGGGAUCAGGGGAAGAUUGAAGCGCAAGCGAAGCAGACGUGGAAAGAACAGGACUUGGAGGACAAGCAGCCCGUCGUGCCCACCGCGGUGCUCAUCACCACGUCGCUCCUUUCCCGAGGGUUGGACUUUGCCCCUAGCGUGAAGAAUGUGCUUAUCAUGGACGAACCGCAGAACAUGGUCGACUUCGUGCACCGAGCUGGGCGGACAGGGCGUGCGGGUGCGGAGGGCAAAGUCAUUUUAUUCGGUAAGGGGGGCAAGAGGUCGGAGUCAUCAUAUCUUCAGGAGUUGAGGACCCGGGCCAAGACACUCAGGGCAUAGCAUAUCUCCCCAUUACGGUUUUCCACAUCUGCUCUUCGGGUUAGAAGC